AUGAGUUUCGACUAUCAGUCGAGUGAAGUCUUCGGACUCAGCUUCAAGCAACAUGACGCAAGAAAAAUGCGCCAUGUCUUGAAAAACUACGGAAAACUACCAGAGAAACAAGGUGAUAGACUUGCCCUGUUUCUUCGCCUACAGAAUUUUGAAACAAGUCUUGAUGAAGAAGUUUCCAAAAAAGUCAAGGACUGGUUUGAAAAUGGUGGUGAUCUUCCAUCGACUCAUCCCAUAACUACACCUGAAGAAGGUUCCAGUGGAGAGGAGGAGGAAGAAGAAGAAGAAGAAGGAGAAGGAGAUAACGAAGAUGAUGAAGCAGGUUCCGAGGAAGAAGAGAGUUCUGAUGAAGAAUCAAGCUCCGACUCUGGUGCUUCCGCCAUCUCCGGUCACGAGUUACUGUGGGAGGAUAGAGAAGAAGCCUUGAGACGCAACCCUGGAAUGGAUCUUUUCGACCUUUUCCCUCAACAUCCUGACAAUCCCGAACGCGACAACUACAUCUUCGGCGCCGAACCCGAUAAUGGCGAAUUCGGGAUGGAGCCCAACAGCUCGGACGACGAAGAAGAAAGCUCGGAGAGUGAGGAGGAGAGUGAGGAGGAAGAAGAGGACGACGAAGAUGAGGUCGAAGAUGAGGUCGAAGAUGAGGUCGAAGAUGAGGUCGAAGAUGAGGUCGAAGAUGAAGAGGAGCCAGAUAGUGGAGAAGCGCAUGAUUAUUCCCAAAAUUUACCUGAUAGAGUGGAAUGUAUUAUUUGUAUUGAGGAUGUCCUGAAAGCGAACGCCUGGUCUAAUAUCACAGGUGACUGUCAACACCCAGAUACUUUCAUUUGCAGGGAAUGUCUCGAUCUAUCUAUCACUACAGAUAUUGACUAUGGGCUUUUGAAUGCCAUCAAGUGUCCGCUUUGUACAGCUGUCCUUACUGACAACGAUGUUCAUUCCAAAGCAUCUACGGACGUACUUCAACGUUACUCCUACUUGAGAGAAAAAGCCUCCAGACCCGACACAUUCAUUAUGUGCUUAGGACCUAAGUGCGGUGGAGGUCAGAUACACGAAGGCCCAGAACCAUUGAUGAUUUGCGACCAUUGUAACUUCAAGACUUGUGUCAAGCACAAGUUACCAUGGCACGAAGGACUGUCAUGCGACGAAUUCGAUGUUGACGACUCGCAAAUCGAACGUUUGGAGCAGGAAGAGGCCACAGCUAAGCUGUUGGCAAAGGAUUCGAGGAUUUGUCCACAAUGCAAAGAAUGUGUUGUUAGAAGCGAUGGUUGUGACCAUAUGUCAUGUCGCUGUGGGAAUUCCUGGUGUUACCUGUGCGGUGCCGACUGGGAAAACAUCCUCAGACUCGGCGACAAAGCACAUGGCAGAAACUGUCCCAACCACCCCGAUUCGCACAAGCUCAGCCGAGGCCAAGCCCUAGCCCGUGAGACAGCCCUUACCAAUCUGGUACAUGGCGGACCUGUCAACGAGGCUCAAAUUCAAGCCAAGUACGCCAAACAGGCUGCGAGAAGGCAAGAAAUGAGACCUUUGGCAUUGGCUGCUGCUGAGCAGAGGAUGAAGGAACAGGCUUUGGCGAAGUCAGAUUCCGACUCCAGUAAUUCCGGAAGACCCAAGAAGAAGACCAAGUUGGUGGGUGCUUGGGAGGAAAAGUGA
This is a messenger RNA of Botrytis porri, 1644 nucleotides long. RefSeq lists its product as uncharacterized. Gene Ontology annotation, molecular function: zinc ion binding; ubiquitin conjugating enzyme binding; ubiquitin protein ligase activity. Gene Ontology annotation, cellular component: cytoplasm; ubiquitin ligase complex. NCBI's taxonomy places the organism in Eukaryota, Fungi, Ascomycota, Leotiomycetes, Helotiales, Sclerotiniaceae. The record is from RefSeq and is a predicted model, not a curated record. The coding region runs from base 1 to 1644 and encodes 547 amino acids. Gene Ontology annotation, biological process: ubiquitin-dependent protein catabolic process; positive regulation of proteasomal ubiquitin-dependent protein catabolic process; protein polyubiquitination. The transcript is spliced from 5 exons.